Neoarius graeffei (lesser salmon catfish) is the source of this 1426-nucleotide messenger RNA. Its product is annotated as aurora kinase C-like. Gene Ontology annotation, cellular component: chromosome passenger complex; spindle microtubule; spindle midzone. The coding region runs from base 209 to 1426 and encodes 405 amino acids. NCBI's taxonomy places the organism in Eukaryota, Metazoa, Chordata, Actinopteri, Siluriformes, Ariidae. The record is from RefSeq and is a predicted model, not a curated record. Gene Ontology annotation, molecular function: protein kinase activity; ATP binding. Gene Ontology annotation, biological process: protein phosphorylation; regulation of cytokinesis; mitotic spindle organization. The transcript has 10 exons.
CUUGGCCAGUUAGCCGGUCAAGCUAGCAAGACAGUGUUUUAAGCUGGACGCUGUUCUUCUGAACUGCUGAAGAAGAUUUAAAUCUCUAAGUAGUUCCGGCUGUGAGGCGAAUCACAGGGUUGUGUUAAUGCGCGCUGUCGUUUCUAUAGUAACGAGUCCUUCAGUGUGGCUCCACGUUGUUUAGAUCUGAUGCUGAGCUCCAGAGGGAAUGGAUCCUGCUGCUAGGGUUAGAUCAUCUAAGGAACUGAAGAUUCAGAAAGCAGAGAGUGAAAAGGUAAAAACAUCACUUGGUGUAUAUACUUAUAUAUAUAUAUAUUGCCGCAAACCGGCACCAACUCCGAGCCACAUGUCUGUGCUUGGUGUUUCUCAGGGUCCACAGUGUGUCCCAAGGCCUCGGAGUGAACAGACAAACCCAUGCAGCGGAGAGCAGAAUAUUAACCCUGCUCAGAUUCAACCCAAACCCCAACCAGCAGAGAGUCAGUUCAUACCUGCUCACACUGCCGCAGAGUGUGUUGAACCCACAGAGCCCAAGCAGGAUAAGGAGAACUCAAAACAUGCCAGUGAGAUGACUAAUGCGUCCAACACUGAGAAGACGCCAUGGACUCUGGAGAACUUUGACAUCGGCAGGGCUCUCGGGAAGGGCAAGUUUGGAAGCGUGUACUUGGCCAGAGAGAGACAGACCAAGUUCAUCCUGGCCCUGAAGGUGCUUUUUAAGAAGCAGUUGGAGAAAGCCGGCGUGGUGCACCAGCUGAGGAGAGAGGUGGAGAUCCAGUCACAUCUCAGGCAUCCCAACAUCCUGCGCCUGUACGGCUACUUCCACGACUCCGCCCGAGUCUACCUCAUCCUGGAGUUUGCUCCUAAAGGAGAGCUGUAUGGAGAACUGCAGCGCUGCAGGACGUUUAAUGAUCAGCGCAGUGCCACGUAUAUAAUGGAGCUUGCUGAUGCUCUGUACUACUGCCAUUCAAAGAAAGUCAUUCACCGAGACAUUAAACCUGAGAAUCUGUUAUUGGGAGCAAAUGGUGAACUGAAGAUUGCAGACUUCGGGUGGUCUGUCCACACUCCAUCCUCGAGGAGGUCUAUGCUAUGCGGCACGCUUGACUAUCUUCCUCCAGAGAUGAUCGAGGGCAAAACCCACGAUGAGAAAGUGGACCUCUGGAGCCUGGGUGUUCUCUGUUAUGAGUUUCUGGUCAGGAAUCCUCCUUUUGAGACGAAGAGCCAUGAAGAAACGUACCGUAAAAUCUCCAGGGUUGAGUUCAGUUAUCCAUCCCACGUGAGCGAGGGUGCUAGAGAUCUGAUCAACAGGCUGUUGAAACACAACCCGAUGCACCGACUUCCCAUCCAAGGAGUCCUGACUCAUCACUGGGUUGUGGAAAACUCCACCAAGAAGCCGACUACUUUCACUCGAGCCACUAAAGAGUCUCCGUGA